Messenger RNA from Amphibalanus amphitrite, 924 nucleotides. RefSeq names its product ATP-dependent DNA helicase PIF7-like. The coding region runs from base 67 to 915 and encodes 282 amino acids. Gene Ontology annotation, biological process: telomere maintenance; DNA repair. Lineage: Eukaryota; Metazoa; Arthropoda; Thecostraca; Balanomorpha; Balanidae. Gene Ontology annotation, molecular function: DNA helicase activity. The transcript has a single exon. The record is from RefSeq and is a predicted model, not a curated record.
GCCACCUAUCGUGAGGCGUGCUGCCUGCGUGGCCUUCUGCAGGACGACCGCGAGUGGGAGGUGACGAUGGAGGACGCGGCGCACGCACAGAUGCCGGCUCAAAUCCGGCGCCUCUUCGUGACGCUGCUGCUCUUCUGCGCACCAGCCGAUCCGUCAGAGCUGUUCCGGCGUCACCUGGACGCCAUGUCUGAUGACUUCGGCCGUCGUCAUCGCGACCUGCCGGACGAGCUGCGCGCUGCACUAACACUGGUGGACCUGGAGCGGCAGCUACAGCAGGCCGGCAAAGAGCUCCGAGACUUCGGUCUGCCGGAGGUGACGCCCGAUCAGCGGGCGCGGGCAGCUGAGCUGCAGCAGGCCGCCGAGCUGCGCCAGCUGCCGCGGCUCAUUCAAGAGGAGCUGGAAUAUGACGCAGCAGCGCUCAGAGACCAGGUGGCCAUCCAGCUGCCCACUCUGCUGCCGCCGCAGCGCCACGUCUUCGACCUGGUAAUGACGGCCGUCGACGGGCGGCGUCCGCUGGCCGUGUUCGUGGACGCCGCUGGUGGCACCGGAAAGACGUACGUCUUCAACACGCUGCUGGCGGCGGUGCGCUCGCAGGGUAUGGUAGCGCUCGCAGUGGCCUUCAGUGGAAUUGCUGCCACUCUGCUGGACGGCGGGCGCACAUACCACUCGCGUUUCAAGGCACCGCUGCAGGUGGACGCGACAUCAACGUGCGCCAUCAGCGCGCAGAGCCCGCUGGCGGAGCUCAUCCGACGGACGGCGCUCAUCGUGUGGGACGAGGCCCCCAUGGCCCACCGUCACCACCUGGAGGCGUUCGACCGCACGCUGCGUGACGUCACUGGCAGCGAGGAGCCGUUCGGCGGAAAAGUCCUCGUGCUGGGCGGGGAUUUCCGCCAAAUUCUCCCAGUCAUCAGGUAACUAACAACA